AGCAAAGUGUAAUUAUUUCAACUUUUGUUCACACACCAAAUACUUCUUUGUUUCUGUUCACACACCAAAUAUAUUUAUGUUGUUAUAUAUACGGAGAGUGUCAUAGAGGUCUGAUACAACAAGAAAUACAUAACUCUCUAUCUCUUUCUACAGUUUCUUGCUUUGUUUUUCAAAAAAUAAUAACAAUAAGAUAGACAAAAUGGCGGGAACAUACGACCGUUCCAGUGAGGUGAAAGCAUUCGACGAGAUGAAAAUCGGCGUCAAGGGUCUAGUAGACGCCGGAAUCACACAGAUCCCUCGCAUUUUCCAUCACCCGCCACAUGUCACCGUACCAAACCCUCCCAAACCCUCCUCGACGGUGGUGGUGAUUCCAACGAUUGAUCUUGGAGGCGGCAUGUUGGAGUCCGCGGUUACACGAGAGAGUGUGGUUGCGAAAGUGAGAGACGCUGCUGAGAAGUUCGGGUUCUUCCAGGUGAUAAACCAUGGGAUUCCGCUUGAUGUUAUGGAGAAGAUGAAAGAUGGGACUCGUGGGUUUCAUGAGCAAGACACUGAAGUGAAGAGAGGGUUUUAUAGUAGAGACAUCACCAAGAAGGUUAAGUAUAACACUAAUUUUGAUCUCUAUAGCUCUCAAGCUGCAAACUGGAGAGAUACUUUGACCACGGUUAUGGCUCCCGAUGUUCCUAAAGCUGAGGAAUUACCAAAUAUUUGUCGGAAGAUCUUUUUGGAGUACUCAAAGCAAAUGAUGAAGUUAGGAGAACUAAUCUUUGAGCUUUUAUCAGAAGCACUUGGUUUAGAAACUAGCCACCUCAAAGAACUGGACUGCGCAAAGAGCUUGUCAUUGCUCUCUCAUUACUACCCGCCCUGUCCUGAGCCUGACCGAACCUUUGGCAUAAGUUCACACACUGAUAUAUCUUUCAUCACCAUUCUUCUUCAAGACCACAUUGGAGGACUUCAAGUUCUCCAUGAUGGAUACUGGAUCGAUGUUCUUCCUAAUCCCAAAGCUCUCAUCGUUAACCUAGGAGAUCUCUUACAGCUUAUAAGCAACGAUAAGUUUGUUAGUGUGGAGCAUAGGGUUUUGGCGAACAGAGGCGAAGAACCGCGUAUUUCGAUCGCAUCUUUCUUUAUGCACACCAUACCAAAUGAGCAAGUAUAUGGCCCCAUUAAAGAGCUUGUUUCUACACAAAACCCUCCAAAGUAUAGAGACACCACCACGACAGAAAUGGCGAGGCAUUACUUGGCUAAAGGACUGGAUGGAGCCUCUCCUUUGCUCCAUUUCAGGAUCUGAAUAGUAAAAGAUGGACCCUAAUGAGAUUCACUAAGAUUUGUCGUGUAGAAUAAAAUCACAAGAGUACAUGCAAUAUAUUAUGCCUAUUUUCACAUUUUUAUCAUGUAUGCAGUAUUUUUGAAGUUUAUAAUUUUUUUCAUUAUUAGUUUACAAAAGAAUGUAUUAAAAAUACAAAAAUGUACCUUUUUGAAAUAUUUUUUUUAAUGUAAAAUAUGCAUCUUUUUGAAA
This is a messenger RNA of Raphanus sativus (radish), 1513 nucleotides long. RefSeq names its product probable 2-oxoacid dependent dioxygenase. Lineage: Eukaryota; Viridiplantae; Streptophyta; Magnoliopsida; Brassicales; Brassicaceae. The record is from RefSeq and is a predicted model, not a curated record. The transcript has 3 exons. Bases 200 to 1285 code for a protein of 361 amino acids.